Molecule: messenger RNA, 1304 nt
Organism: Sesamum indicum (sesame)
Lineage: Eukaryota; Viridiplantae; Streptophyta; Magnoliopsida; Lamiales; Pedaliaceae
Source: RefSeq, a predicted model, not a curated record
UGCAGAUGGAAGUUGCUUAAAAACCCAUCAUUCAACCAACAAACAAACAACCCUUUCAGGCUACGCUAAAUUCACAUUUCUUCAUCCAAACACACCAUUACUUCGCAUGGCGUUGCUUUCCUCCUCCGGCAGCGGCGGUGGCGGGGUCCAAACAGUUCCACCGCUAACCAGAAGGAAGCAAGAGAGAGAGAACGGCCCAAUGCCAAAUGUUACGAUAUUUCUCGGUUUCUUCAUUAUAACGGCCGCGCUAGCCGCCUCCGCGGGGGCGGAGGUGGUGCAUUCCACCCCGAGAAGCCAGCUGAAGAGGCGCCAGCCGGUGAAGCCCCUCCCACCAGUGCCUGUGUUCGUGCCGGUCUUAAACUGGGAGCAACAGGCGUAUGUGAAGGCCCACAACGACUUCAGGCGGAAGGUGAACACACCGCCACUCGGUUGGAGCGCCAGCCUGACGGCGAGCGCACACGCAUGGGCGAUGCAACGCCGGGGGGACUGCAACUACCGGCUGCACUCUCCCAACAAACAAGGAGAGAACAUUUACUGGAUGAACUACAAGGAGUUCACCCCGACGGAUGUGGUGCAGAGGUGGUUCAACGAGUCCAAUAACUACGAUCACAAUGCCAACGCCUGUAAGUGCGAGAUGGAAAGAGAGGGCUGCGAAUGCGGGCAUUACUUGAAUGUGAUAUGGAGCAGCACAACACAGGUCGGCUGCAGUGGCGCUGUUUACUGCGAUAACCAGAAGGGUGUCUACGUUGUGUGCCAAUACAGUCCUUCCGGCGGAACCCGCGGCGUCAACCCCUUUACCGGUGCAUUGCUAUCAAGUAUGCCCAACAACUUGAAUAUCCCUAAGCCAAAUCCUUUUCCUGCAAACAACAAUAACCCUAAGCCAACCAACAAUAUCCCUAAGCCAAAUCUUCUUCCGACAAACAAUAUCCCUAAGCCAAAUCCUUUUCCGGCGAACAACAAUAUUCCUAAGCCAAAUCCUUUUCCGGCGAACAACAAUAUCCCCAAGCCGAAUCCUGUUCCGGCAAUCAAUAAUAUCCCUAUGCCAAAACCUGUUCAGGCAAACAGCAAUAUCCCCAGUCCCUUAUUCAUCAAGAAACAAUAACUCUAAGCCCAGUCCCUUAUUCAUCAAGAAACAAUAACUCUAAGUCAAAUCCCUUAUCCAUCAAGAAACAAUUAACUCUAAGCAAAUGUUUAUCCUACCCAAAAGAAACAACUAUAAGUCGAAUUGUACUGUAUAGGAAUUACAUGGUAGAUAUGCAGUAAGUUGUAAUACUAUGUAAAUGCUAUUCAUUGAUUUUUUUCAA